CAGCUACAUCACCGUCGAGAGAGCGAAUUGUCUUCUCCAGGGCUGAGUACACCAUCAGAACAUGCGAGAGCAAGUCAUCUAAGCGCUUAAGAAACCCAUCAGUGCUCUCCAGCAUCAGUUGAAAAAGGCAUUCAAUUGGAGCUACCAGCCCUGUCCAAAAAUUUCACCUCAGUCAGGACACCUUGUUCCCCAAGUCUCAAGUCACCAUGAUGCAAAUCACCAGCGACCCUUGCAACAAGCACUCCCUCCUCAACGUGAUGAACCGUUUCAUGGCCGCGGCCAACAACAUGGAUGAAACCAUCAUGGUGCCAAGCCUGCUCAGAGACGUGCCGUUGGAGGAGCAAGAGGGCCAAGGAGAAAUGGUCAACCACAACAACAACAUCGAGCCGCUGCCCAGCAAACAGAGGGAUAUGUACGAGCACUAUCUCCUGCUCAAAUCCAUCAGGAACGACAUGGAGUGGGGCUUGCUGAAACGGGAGCUGAACAGCGGUGCCAGCUUCCUGGAAAUGGCAGUAAAACAGGAGGGUCAGCAGCAGCACCAACAUCACGAGAAGAACGGCGUGGCGGACGACGACGGUGCCGAUCUUGAGGGCCAGUUCCACUACCAUCUCAGGGGACUGUUUGGAGUCUUGGCCAAGCUUACAGUGCAGGCCGACCACCUCACAAAUCGUUACAAGAGGGAAAUUGGUGGCGGUAACUUCAUGAGAUAAAGAAUGGACGUUACUCAUUGGAACACUGCUCCUCGGAGCGUUUUUAAGUGGCGUGGGUUGAAGCCAUUUGUACCACCAUGGGGUUUUUGUUUUCCAGAAGCCUCUCCCGUUUCAAUUGGCCAGAGAUGAUCAGGGCGACUGCCCGGUGACUUCCAUCUUGUACUGCUGUGUAGCAGUGGCUCAGUUGCUUCUGUGCUCUCAUUCAGCCGCACUGCCAACAGAGUGACAGAAAGGAAAAAAACUUAACCCAUUCUAAGUCUAGCCCUCCUCAUAUAGUUUACUCUGUAAGGGUCAUAUGAGUGGUAUGAAAAUAAAAAGGCACUGUUUCAAGAUGAGGAAAGGCCUAUGUCCCCUUUUAUUUUUUUAAUUUUAGCUGUACAACUCUGUGCCAUCAAGAGCCCAAGUUAACUUGCUGUGCGUUCAGCACCCUGUGUAGAGCACUCAGGAUUUUAAAUGUUCACCCCACGUUCUGGUUUGAGAAGCUGUUAAAACAGGCCACUUAGAGGGUUUUGGGUGGGGUGGGAAGGGUUAAGUGUCCCACCUUCAGCUUCUGACUUCGGAGAAAAGUGAUUGCUGGCAAUUCUGUACCUCCUCCUGUAUUCAUUCGGCUUGUUGGUAGCCCCUUGGUGCGUGAUUUUACUCUGAAACACUCCUGGUUCUUGUCAAUGUGCCUUGAGUAUCUCGUGUCCCAGUCUUCAUUGAGCUGUGUAAAUGUUUUACAGGUGACCUUGAUGUAUCAUUUUAUGCAGAUACUCUCCAUGACAUGGUCUUGUAAGAACCACUAAUUUUUUAUGUUCUCUUUUUUGUCCUAAAAUAUUUCAAAAGAUUUUAUAUUGAACUGUAACACCAGUACAAUGGUUUAAUAAAGAAUAAAAAAACAC
Molecule: messenger RNA, 1591 nt
Organism: Engraulis encrasicolus (European anchovy)
Lineage: Eukaryota; Metazoa; Chordata; Actinopteri; Clupeiformes; Engraulidae
Gene: mid1ip1l
Product: MID1 interacting protein 1, like
Exons: 2
Coding region: 207-710 (167 amino acids)
Biological process (GO): regulation of lipid biosynthetic process
Cellular component (GO): cytosol
Source: RefSeq, a predicted model, not a curated record